GUCUUUUAUACACUUAAAAACAUACAAAUUAAAAAAAAAAUACUAUGGUUACCCACUCAAGAGUUGCUAUUGUUGGAGCUGGAGCAGUUGGAGCUUCGCUUGCCUACGCAUUAAUGUUCAAGAACAUUUGUUCCGAAAUCUUAAUCGUUGAUAUUAACCCAGAAAUUGUUCGAGCUCAGGUACUUGAUUUAGCAGACGCAGCUUGUGUUAGUCAUACCAGCAUCCGAGCAGCCACUGCCGAAGAAGCCGGUCAAGCAGAUAUUAUUGUUAUUUCCGCUGGUGCUAAGCAAAAGGACGGUGAACCACGUACCAAACUGAUCGAACGUAAUUAUCGCGUUCUCAACAACAUUAUUGGAGGUAUGCAGCCUAUUCGACCAGAUGCUGUCAUGUUAAUGGUUGCCAACCCCGUGGAUAUUUUGACCCAUAUUGCAAGAAAAUUGUCGGGUUUGCCUCCCAACCAGGUCAUUGGGUCCGGUACUUAUUUGGACACGACUCGUCUUUGUGUUUAUUUGGGAGAGAUUUUCGAUGUCAACCCACAGUCAGUAAACGCUUUUGUACUUGGUGAACAUGGUGAUUCGCAAAUGAUUGCAUGGGAUUCUGCUACGAUUGGUGGACAGCCACUCCACACUUUUCCUCAAUGGGAAACGUUGGAUAGAGAGGCUAUUGGAAAGGCAGUGUCUGGUAAGGCAAUGGAGAUUAUUAGAUUGAAGGGAGCUACCUUCUACGGUAUUGGUGCUUGUGCUGCUGAUUUGGUUCAUACUAUCAUCUUGAACAAGAAGAUUGUUCAUCCUGUUUCCGUUUUUGUUGAGAAAUAUGGUGUUACAUUGUCUAUGCCUGCAAAGAUUGGAUGGGAAGGUGUUCAACAAGUCUAUGAAGUACCACUUGGAAAGGAAGAGGAAGAACAACUUGUACAAUCUGCUGAAGCACUGCGUGAAAUUGAAGAGCUUUAUUAGACUUGUAUUAUAUAUUUAUACCCUCCUUGUAUACACAUUUUUUGCUUAUUUACAGAUGCCGCCUCAAUAAAACGCGCGAUUUGAAAAAAUUAUCGCUUUUCAUUGUUAUAAA
Messenger RNA from Mucor mucedo, 1065 nucleotides. Its product is annotated as L-lactate dehydrogenase B. Gene Ontology annotation, biological process: carboxylic acid metabolic process. The record is from RefSeq and is a predicted model, not a curated record. Gene Ontology annotation, molecular function: L-lactate dehydrogenase (NAD+) activity. Gene Ontology annotation, cellular component: cytoplasm. Lineage: Eukaryota; Fungi; Mucoromycota; Mucoromycetes; Mucorales; Mucoraceae. The transcript has a single exon. Bases 45 to 953 code for a protein of 302 amino acids.